GAGGACUCCGGGCUGGCUUGCUUGCUGGGCGCGGGGCGGGGGUCGUGCUGGGUGCCCGCCGGCCGCCGGCCUCCUCCGGGGUCCCUCCCUGGCGCGCCGGCGGCGGUGAGGAGGAGGAGGAGCGCCCCGCCCUCCUCCGGGGCCCGCCUCCCAGCCGGUCUCGGGGGGGCGGAGAGCCGCGCCUGCUGCCGGUCCGCCCCCGCCGGUCCCUCCCCCAUAAAGGGCGGCCGGCCCGGCGCGGAGCUGCGCUUGGCUUCCCUUCACUUCCUGCGCCGGUGGCCGCGGCAGCUGCCCAGCCGGGACUGGCCGCUCAACACUCCGCGAGCAGCAGCAGAAGCCGCCGCCGCCCGCCCCGCCGUCUGCCAGAGCUCUUGGUCUCCCCGACUGCAAUUAACGAACUCCUUGUGGAUCAGGCUGACCAGGCGGCCUCGGCCCAACGCCCACGCGAUGCCAGACCCCUCCGAGAGCUCCUCCGCCUGGGUGGGCGGCCCAGUGACCCUGAAUGUGGGCGGCAAGUUCUACAGCACCACCCGGGAGACGCUCACCCGCUUCCCGGACUCCAUGCUGGGUGCCAUGUUCCGGGGCCCACGGCCGGCCCUCACCGACAGCUGCGGGAACUACUUCAUCGACCGGGACGGCAAAGCCUUCCGCCACAUCCUCAACUUCCUCCGGUUUGGCCGGCUGGACCUGCCGGAGGGCUACGCUGAGCUCUCUCUCCUGCGCACCGAGGCGGACUUCUACCAGAUCCGCCCGCUGCUGGAGGAGUUGCGGCGGGUGGAGGCCGAGCGCUGGCGCCUGAGGGCCAACGCGGUGCUGCAUGCCGACGUGGAUGUGCGGGAGCGCCUCCUGCACUUCAACGUGCGCCGUGGGCCACAGAACUACGAACUGGCCACCUGCUCGCUCCAGACCUUCACGGCCAAUGUCUUCUGCACUGACCGCUUCUUCCUCGGCGUCUUGCGGAGGCGCUGGGGCCAAUGGGACUGCACCGACCGUGGCUUGGAAGAGGGGCAUUCUGGGAGGAGGGCGAGCCAGCCCCUCGGCGAAACCGGAUCUCAAAGCCGCCUCGGCCGCUUGGGCGAUUCGGAGAGUGUGACGGGAGCGUCCAGGAAUGGCUCGAGCUGGGUCACUUCUGGCGGAGAACCCAGAGACUGGAAGAGGCGACAGGACGAGCUGCCGAUUUGCCCGGGCACUUCCACCGAUGAAGACGAGGAGACGGACGAAGAGAUGUUGGACGACUCUUCCGACUCAUGCCCAGUGGGCGCCCAGAUCUGCCACCAUCUCCGCCUGGAGUGGGCCCCGUGCCCGCCACAGCUUCCGGUGGCAGAGUAUGCCAAGCAGAAGCUCUGUCCUCUGCGAGUGGCUGGCAGAGAGGUCCGGAGUGCCCACGGAUUUCUGCAAGAGGUGCUGAAGGCUGCGCUGGCACAGGGCUUCCGUGUCGAUUCGGUCUUCCCAGACCCGGCAGAUAUUCUGAGCGCCCGCUCGCUGCGGUUCGUCCGGCAUUGAACGUUCCAGCCAAAUACGGGGGUGGUGGUGGUGGUGGUGGUUCCAGCUGUGUUGUGCUCAACACAGGCGGCUUGAAAGAAGACAGGUUUUGCAGUGCGGCUGUUCCUUCCGCUUCUCCGAAAUGCAGCAGCCAGGAAGAAUGGUGAUGCCCCCCCCCGCCCCGUCCGCCUCCUUGUGCGGAGCCCUCCCCGGCACUGCCGCAUCCGAGCUGGGGUUGGGACUGGACUCCAGAAGGAGGAGGGCCGUGUGGCUGCCGGAGGGGAGAUGGCUGGAGGCCCCUCAGAGGCCCACAGAGGGGUGGAGGCGCUUGCUUGGCUCGCUGUGGGUCCGGCCAUACGAGCAUAAAGGGCCGCAGGGCAGCAGCUCCCUUGACCUCUCUUCUCCAGGGUGACUGGCUUGCAGGCCUCCUCAGUGGAGCUGGCUGACUCACCCGGUGGCCUCUGGAAUGGCGAGGGAGGGCUGAGCCGCGGAGGUUUCCAGGGCGCUCGACAGUUAAACCGGUUUCACGCUGGCUCGUUCCUGCCGUGAGCGGCUUCCCUUUCGAAGGCGCCUUUCUGGACCUGCUGAGCUUUCUCUCCCCCCCAGUUUUCUGUGGCGGUUUCAGCACUGCAGAGGCAGUUCCUUUCCUGCAAUUAGCUGCCAGUGGGGUUGCAGUGGAAGCGUCAGGCGGCAUUUCAGGCAGUGCUGCUUGAAUGGUGGCCCUUCCUCUGCUCACAAGAGGCUAGUUGGUCCUGGCUGGGGGCGGAUGUCUGGGCCAUUGCCCCUUGAAGAGUCUGCUGGCGGCGGCUUCCUCCGUAUUGAUUUCCACUCCUUAAAUGGCGGGGGGGGGGGAGUUAAGGAUUCUCCCACACACACACACAUUUCCCCCCCCCUUUUUUUCUUUUUGUAAUAGUGCAAUCAGUUAAAGAUUCCUCCGUCCCUGGCAGGAACAGACAUUGACAUGGGGCAAUUCACAGGUGAUUGAAGGGGCAAUUCAUCACAAAUCUCUCAGCCAGGAUCAAUAGGCAAUAAAACAGGCUAAACUUGCGAAGAAGAAGUGUUUAAUUUUGAAGUGCCAAAAGCCUUAAAACCCUUUUAAUAGUGCUUUGUCUGUGCUGCUGGGUUGGAAAACGUCAUUGCAUCUUAUUACCCACAAAAUGCCAUAAAGCAGGGGGGGAAUGCAGAAACCCCUAGAAGCUAGGGCCCUAGGAAGCUGCCUUCUACUGAGUCAAACCCUUGGUCCAUCUAGCUCAGUAUUGUCCGCACUGACUGGCAGCAGCUUCUCCAAGGUGGCAGGCAGCAGUCUUACCCAGCUCUACUUGGAGAGGCUGCCAGGGACUGAACCGGGGCCCUUCUGCCUGCAAGCAGAUGCUCGACCACUGAGUUACGGCCCCAUCCCAUAAAGAUGAUCUAUUGCAAUAGAAGGGGCUCAUGUGUAUCCACCCAUCUGAAUGCAAACCAGGGUGAACCCUGCUUAGCAAAGGGGACACUUCAUGCUUGCUACGGCAAGACCAGCUCCCUCUUUUAAAAUUGUCAGUUAAUAAUGGGGGGGGGGGAAGCACCAUGUCAGUGCUCGGUAAAAACUGUGGACAGUAAUACCGGAGAAAGGGCCUGGUGGCGGCAAGCUGUCGGCCUCGCUCCGCCCUCCGCUGCAGGGACUCUCCCUUGGCGUCUGGGCUGCUCCACAUGUUGGAUUUCACAUGUUAAAGGCCCCUGAAGGGCUCUGGGGCAGGAUUUCCUAGAGGCCCGGCUGAUUUUGGUGGCAGCUUUGCCGUUUUGCUCUUCGAUUCUUGCCUUGACACAACUGGGACAAGUGAAUGGAUGAUGCUUGCAGCUGAAUGUUGGUGGUGGUGCUUCUUGUGGGGGGGGGCACCCUACUAAGUGAGAGCAUCACUACAAGAAGAGCCCUGCGGGAUCAGGCCCAAGGAAGCCCCUCCAGUCCAGCCUCCGGUUCCACACAGUGGCCCACCGGCUGCCCCUGAGAAGCCCCCAGGCAGGGGGUGAGGGCGAGCCCCCUCUCCCACUGUAGCUGCCCUGCCACUGGGAUUCGGAGGAGGCAGCCUGCCUCGAAGAAGGAGACUCUGAGGGCUGCCUCCCUCUUUCCACCCGCCUGUAGAGGGCCGGGCUAGAGCAACCGCCUCCUCGCUGCCCUUGAGGUGUGUGUUUGUUCCCCCGGUUAAAGUGCAGGGCCAAAGGUGUGUUUGGGGAGGGGAAUCUGCACCCACCCCCCUUACCCCCACCCUCAGCGGACCACUGUGCUGGAAGGAGAGGCGAGCUGGCUCGAUGGUGAUGUUGUAAUAAAGACUACGUCUUCUGCA
Hemicordylus capensis (graceful crag lizard) is the source of this 3800-nucleotide messenger RNA. RefSeq names its product potassium channel tetramerization domain containing 11 (gene KCTD11). The coding region runs from base 448 to 1503 and encodes 351 amino acids. Lineage: Eukaryota; Metazoa; Chordata; Lepidosauria; Squamata; Cordylidae. Gene Ontology annotation, molecular function: protein binding. The transcript is spliced from 3 exons. The record is from RefSeq and is a predicted model, not a curated record. Gene Ontology annotation, biological process: protein homooligomerization; positive regulation of neuron differentiation.